This is a messenger RNA of Dermacentor andersoni, 949 nucleotides long. RefSeq names its product atrial natriuretic peptide receptor 3. Gene Ontology annotation, biological process: signal transduction. Lineage: Eukaryota; Metazoa; Arthropoda; Arachnida; Ixodida; Ixodidae. The record is from RefSeq and is a predicted model, not a curated record. Gene Ontology annotation, molecular function: peptide hormone binding; signaling receptor activity.
UCGCUCCCCUGUCAGAAGGGCGUCCAGCAUGCGGCUGCGCGGGUCCCCAGUAAUCGGCGCUACCGCCUUCCUGCUGUGCUACGGCGCGCUGUUGGCCGGCGGCGUCCUGCUGACCGGCGUGGCGGACGACGACGGCGACGGCGACGACUCCACGAGUCCGCAGUUGCCGGACGAGACGUCGUGGAACAACACCGUCCGCAUGUCGGUGCUGCUGCCGGGCAACUCGUCGUACCUGUUCUCGCUCGCGCGAGUGCGGCCCGCCGUCGAACUGGCCGUGCUGCGGUCGGCGCGCGAGUUCGGGUGGCAGUUUCGCGUCACGUACCGCGACUCCGGCUGUCAGUCGCCGCUGGCGACGAUGCACGCGGUCAGGGACCACGCUCGCGGCGCGGCGCACGUGUUCGUGGGUCCCGCGUGCGACUACGCGGCCGCUUCGGUGGCGCGCCUGCUCAAGUUCUGGCGCCUGCCCAUGGUCACCGCGGGCGCGCUCGCCUACGACUUUUGGGACAAGGUGCACGAAGGCAGCGAAUACUAUCUCAUGACUCGCGCGGGUCUGUCCUUUUCCGGUCUGUGCCAGGGAUUCCUGGGUCUUUGCCGGCGCUUCGGCUGGCGCCGCAUGCUCAUCCUGUUCGAGUCCGAGGCGCGAAAGGAGUCGCACGGAGACGACUACUGCUUCCUCUGGGCCAAGGCCAUGGCGCAGCUGCUCCGAAACUCCUCGGAUAACUUUGAGUUCGACGGAGUGAAGCUGGACAAGAGGACGCCGCUGAAGCAACAGCUCACCAAGGCGGCUUCAACAAAAUGGUCCAGUGAGUGGAUCUCAUCUCUCUUCUCUUAACACUUACGUUUGUAAGUGCCGAGCGCAUGCCUGUAUCUUAUGAAUACAACCACAUUCUCGUUACCAGCGUUGCAGGUGUGCUUGAGACACUUUCGCUGGUGUUAGUUCAAGUGAGUU